This is a messenger RNA of Peronospora matthiolae, 2193 nucleotides long. Lineage: Eukaryota; Oomycota; Peronosporomycetes; Peronosporales; Peronosporaceae. The record is from the annotation of a GenBank genome assembly.
AUGGAUGGUGAUUUGCUGUUAUACAGCAUCAAUAAAUUCGAUGCACCUCGAACGGUGAUUGCGAAUGACUUGGAUCUGCGUGCUCGUAUCAUCCACGAGUACCAUGAUGCCCCAAUUGGCGGUCAUCUGGGCCGCGAAAAGACAUUCGCGGCUGUCUCACGUGACUUCUUCUGGCCCCACAUGUACAAGUGGGUUCGCAACUGGGUUCGCACCUGCGAAAUAUGUCAGCGCGUGAAGCCAUCUCCAUCGUCGCAGGCACCCCUGCGACCCCUGCCAAUUGCAGCUGAGGCUUGGCGCUCAGUUUCUAUGGACUUUAUCUUCGGGCUUGCACCCGAUGGCCAAGACCGAACGGGUAUUCUGGUCUUUGUGGACAGAUUCAGCAAAAUGACACAUCUGGUGCCUGUUCAUGCAACGAUCACCGCGGCUGAGACCGCGGUGCAAUUCAUUGACACUGUGUUUCGCCAUCACGGUCUACCAGACAACAUUGUCUCGGACCGUGAUCCUCGUUUUACAUCUGCUUUUUGGACGUCAUUGUUCGAGUUCCUUGGCACAAAGCUGCAAAUGUCGACAGCAGCCCAUCCGGAAACGGAUGGGCAAACAGAGAGAAUUAAUUGGGUCCUCGAAGAUGUUCUUCGAAGUUACGCAACUUCCUUUACGAGUUGGAGUGAAUUUUCGCCACUCGCGGAGUUUGCACUCAACAACGCGGUUCACGCGUCAACGGGGUUGACGCCAUUUUUUGCAAAUUUGGCCCGUCAUCCUCGUGUACUUACUCUUCUUGCCGUGGGUCAACCCACGGCUCUUCGUGGCUACACUCUGGUGGGGGGUGAUAGUGGUAAACAACGAUCGAGUGCAUCUCGCGGUAUUCUGAGCGCGAUUGUUGUCACCCAAUCUAAGGUGAAGCCUUUUGUUUUGACGCCACGUGACGUGGCGUCCCCGCUAGCUCCAUGGACUGCACAGACGCUGAUUGACCCUUCUUCGGGUAUGCGAAGACCUCAAGCCAACUACGCGCCGAUUGAAUCGGCGCGACCAUUUGAUGACAUGGCUGUGUCAGAGUUUAUACUCCAACGUCAAGCCAUCACGAGGUUUGUACGCGAUACUCUUCGAUCUGCAGUGGAUAAAAACAGAAAGCGAAUGCAGACAAACGUGGCAGAAAGAACACAAGCGCGAGCAAACUCGCGUACGUUCCAUCGGACCACUUACGGUACUCAAGGCGAUCGGCGACGCAUACACGCUGUACACCCCCUUCGUCACUGCGACUUCACCCGACGUUUUACGUUGGGCGGCCCAAGGAGUAUCGUCCAGAUACGCUUCACGGGUUGGCUUCGUCCUCAGAGUCAAAGGCUCAUAGGUCGACUUUCCCUCUCGACUUGCUCGACGUGCCAGCGACAUCGGACGCGGCUGCGUCCAAGCCUGCGCGUGCCCAAAAACCUGGCGUUCCAGGUUCCGCAUCCGUUUAAGCAGCUCGCGGUUCGACUGUCGAAUCUCGCUCGCUGUUUUCUCAGCCCGCGCAGCUUGAUCAAGGGCAGCUUCAGCUUCCAGCUGGGCAUCGACAGCCUUGUUCAGAACCGCUCCUACAUCUUCUUAAGCAACCAGGACGCCAGCGGUACCAUCGCGAGGGCCCACCACCGCUUGUGGACGCGGAAGGUCAGCAGCGCUGGAUCGUGGAACGCUUAUUGGGUCACGAGGCCCUCGUCGCGACUCCAUGAGCGCACGGUUUCAACCGCACGCAAGUAUCGUGUACGUUGGCUCGGGUUUCCACCCGAUCGGGAUACGUGGGAGCCGUGCUCUUCGCUUCUUCGAGACAUUCCAGAAGUCGUUCGGGCUUAUGAGUCCGUGCAUACGCUUGGUCCAGAUUCGGUCGACGAAUUGAGUGUUCUCACGGUGAGCGAGAACGAGACGAACGACGACUGUGUCGUGGUGAAGCGUCACCACGACUACGAGACCAAGAGCGAUUGCGAGAACGUCGUGGUGAAACGUUACUGCGACGACGAGAUAGAGAAAGACGACGAGAACGUCGUGUUGAACGUGUAUCGCCAAGACCACGCAAACGAGAACGAUGUGGCGAGCGCGUGGCACCAUGACCCCGAGAACGCGAGUGGUGUCGCCAGCGUAACACGCCACGAUGAACCUCGGUUUUGCGCUCCAGCAAGCUGCGCUCAUACCGUCCGAUCCAGAGCUGUUUAUAUUCGCUGA